CAUCGUGACGUCCUGCGGAUGCAGACAGAUGCCCUUACUGCCUCCACUGCGGGCUCCUCGCCGAUGUGUUUUUUCCUUAUAUUAAAGAAGAAAAAGGCAUUUUGAAGCGCGUCCACAGAGAUCAUGCAGAAGAGCUCAGUGGUCGUGGUGGCGGAUAAAACGAGUCUGAAAAGGCCGUUUAUUUUCGCUAACGCUGUACAUAUGGCUUUGUGUUUCUUCAUGUUGAGGCUGACUGUGAUUUGGCAUCGGGACCUUAUACAAACUGGCAAGAUGGUGCCCAGUAUUUCUGUAGCAAUGAUGUACGUGAUCGAAGUCGGCUGCCUGCUGCUGUCAGUGCUCGGUGUGUUCGGAGCCUGCAAAGGAAAGAGAUGGUGUUUGAUUCUGUAUGCAGCUGGCAUGGCAGUGGCAAGUCAAACUAUAAUUAUCAGAACGGCAUUAAGUUAUCAAGAUGUUUAUGAGAAACGCGUUGUCCGUGAGGAGUCCAAGCUGCUGGCCAUGAUGCCGCUCACUGGGCCGAACAAAGCCAACAGGACGUUGCUCCAUAAUAUCCAAGAGGAAUUGGAAUGCUGUGGUCUCAUCGAAGGCUACAAGGACUGGGGUGCAUCCAUUCCCGCCUCCUGUAACUGUCAUUAUCCAGGAAAAUGUGUUCGACUAAGAGGCAUCGCCACUCUUGGAGCUCCGAAGAACCAGUAUGUCUAUCGAGAGCCUUGCCUCCCGAUUUAUCUCUCCGAGCUGAAGCUGGCCUUCUCCUUAGUGAUGGCCAUACAGUUUGGAAGUGGAGUGUUUUGGAUUAUUUUACUCGCAAUGAGCAUCAAACUGAUGGGACAGAUAAAAAGGAAACAAGAGUUUAUAGCUCUCAUCCAGUCCAACAGAUACGUUCCAGGGGCUUUCUAGCACUGCACACUACUAUGAUUUAAAUGUGCACUUGGCACUACAAGCAUAAAUGGUUUAAAUUGGCACCUGAAGCUGCAUACCAUAAUAAGGCUAUUAUGUGCUGUAGCAAUAUGUUAUAAUUUUAUACAUGUUACUGCAUGUAACUGAUGUUGACAAGUGAUCUACAUAGUUAGAUUUAUAUCAUUGCUUUUUUUAAGCCUUACUGCUGUAAAACAAAGCAAUUGAAUGCAAUUUUACUUGUAUUGAAAUUAUAUUCACACUUUUACAUGCUUUUGCCGUAUAGAAGAUUGUGCUUUCAAAGAAUAUUUUGUCAAAUAAGCGGUUUAUCUGGUGCUUAUUCUUUUGUUUUGUGAUGGGAUAUGUAGGGAAGUCCUUUCAUGUUUUUUUUUUUUUUUUCAUUUGUUCCAUAUGCAGAUAAUAACCUUCUUUUUACCUCAUGCGUCCAAAAUGUUUGAAAUGUAGUAAAUUCUUCAUUUUUUCUUAGUUUCUUUAGUCAAACCUGUCUGGCCUCCAAAAUGGGGAUAUUUACUGUACUUACACCCAUCAUUUUUUAAAAAGUCUGAUUUUUGGAUUCAUUUCAGCUUUUUUAAACCCUGGAUUUAAUAGAAAUAUUGAACAAUUUGCACAAAAUUUUUAGUAUAGGUCUAUAGAGGGCGACCAGUGCGACUAUAGAAUAGAUAAAUAACAUGAAAGAAUGAUUUAAAUGUGACAUUAAUUUAUUAAAACUGAAAAUCAAUACGGACUUUAACUAAUAACAAACAUAUGAUUAAUUAUACACGCUUGUUUAAAUAUAUAACUUUUAUGAAAUAUAAUUGUUUAAAGAUUUAAUGAAUUAUCACAUUUGUCCUGUGUUGAAGCAUUGCAUUCAUUUAUUUAAACUGUAACACAUCCAUCAAAGUCAAAUAGGCAGGACUAAGACACCUUGUGUAAAAACUGACAUCUGAUUAGAUAUUUAUCAUUAAAUAAAUUCUUUAUUUAUUGCCAGUUUUAAUACAAAAAUUAUACAUUUGAAUAAUUAUUCCAUAGGUUAUUUAUUUAUUGAAUAGUGGCACUCUGCGCCCUCCAUAUUCAAACCAAGUUCAGUCAAUACUUUCAUAUGUGUCUUUGUUAUUCAAAGGGCAUGCAAGUCUGUUUAAAAUGUUUUCCUUUUACAUAUUGCAUAUGUUUUAGCUCACAAUAAUAGUCUUACUUUCUGAGAACUAUAGAAAUAUGUUUAACAAAUAUUGAAUGAUAAAAGUGAGGAAUAAAAAGACAGCCGAGGAGCAGGCUUAAAGUUGGAAAAGACGGAUUAUAAUCUGCUUUAGACGAGUGAGCUACAGUGAGCAGCAAAGACAAAAGUAAAAAGCUCCAAUUUGAGUUCCUUUAGAUACGGUUUAUUUGGUAGUUUAUCCUGUGAAAAGGAACCCACUCUAUUUCCCCACAGUGGGCAAACAAUACUUCCGAGAAAAUCCGUUGUUAGGUAUAAAACUAUAACUGCAAUAAGGUUAGAUAUUUCCAUUUCUGAUCCAGUUCUGACCUGUCCCCAUGAAUACUUUAUACAAGGGACCCAUGCAGUGAUUAUGCACUUUUCUCCACAUAAUUUCUCCUCUUUUCUUUUAAUACACAACAAAAUACAAAGUCACUAUAAUUCUGUUGAAAAGUAUUUUUAGAAGAAAAUAAAGUGAUUACCAAUAGAGAUUUUCAAACAGUAUGUUACAGACAUGGGCAGGUCAAGUAUAUAAAAAAAAAAAACUGAUUUAUGGAUUGUUAAAAA
This is a messenger RNA of Cyprinodon tularosa, 2647 nucleotides long. Its product is annotated as tetraspanin-8-like. The record is from RefSeq and is a predicted model, not a curated record. Gene Ontology annotation, cellular component: membrane. The transcript is spliced from 9 exons. NCBI's taxonomy places the organism in Eukaryota, Metazoa, Chordata, Actinopteri, Cyprinodontiformes, Cyprinodontidae. Bases 124 to 894 code for a protein of 256 amino acids.